Messenger RNA from Hippocampus comes (tiger tail seahorse), 2927 nucleotides. It is a transcript of the gene srlb, whose product is annotated as sarcalumenin. The transcript is spliced from 7 exons. The coding region runs from base 32 to 1510 and encodes 492 amino acids. The record is from RefSeq and is a predicted model, not a curated record. NCBI's taxonomy places the organism in Eukaryota, Metazoa, Chordata, Actinopteri, Syngnathiformes, Syngnathidae. Gene Ontology annotation, molecular function: GTP binding.
CCUCCUUGGUAUAUAUAGUGCGUGCGGGACUAUGAGAGGUCUCCUGGCCGCCACCAUGAAGGGUAGCAUCAUCUCCGUCUGCUGCUUCGUCUCCCUGCUGCUUUUGCAGGCCACGGCAGAAGAAGAGGAAGACUUCACGUCCGUCCUCCGAGAUAAAUCCCACAUCGAGGAGACGCUUCGAUUCGCCACAGAGGAAAAAGCAGCAGACUAUGCAGCGGCUGUGCAGAGGCUGCGGAAGAUCUACCACUCCUCCAUCAAGCCCAUGGAGCAGGCCUACAAGUACAACGAGCUGAGGCAACACGAGAUCUCAGCCUACCCUGGACGAACCCUGGGCGACGCAGCCACAGAUGGAGAAAUCACAUCCAAGCCCAUGGUUUUGUUCCUGGGACCGUGGAGCGUAGGAAAGUCCUCCAUGAUUAAUUACCUCCUGGGCUUGAACGACAGCCCCUACCAGCUCUACACAGGAGCUGAGCCUACUACCUCUGAGUUCACCGUCAUAAUGCACGGCGAAAAGAUCCGCUCGGUGGAGGGCAUCGUGAUGGCGGCGGACAGCUCUCGCUCAUUCUCCCCUCUGGAGAAAUUUGGGCAAAACUUCUUGGAAAAAUUGAUUGGGAUCGAGAUGCCCCACAAGCUGCUGGAACGUGUUACUUUUGUGGACACGCCGGGAAUCAUCGAGAACCGCAAGCAGCAGGAGAGAGGCUACCCCUUCAAUGAUGUCUGCCAGUGGUUCAUCGACCGAGCGGAUCUGAUCUUUGUGGUUUUCGAUCCCACCAAGCUGGAUGUCGGAUUGGAGCUGGAGAUGCUUUUCCGUCAACUGAAGGGGCGCGAGUCACAGAUUCGCAUUAUCCUCAACAAGGCCGACAACCUGGCCACCCAGGAUUUGAUGCGAGUGUACGGAGCGCUUUUCUGGAGCUUGGCCCCGCUCAUCAAUGUGACAGAGCCCCCCCGUGUCUACGUCAGCUCCUUCUGGCCCUACGAUUACGCUCCGGACACCAGUCGCGACCUCUUCAAGCGGGAGGAGAUCUCCCUACUGGAGGAUCUCAACCAGGUGAUUGAAAACCGCAUGGAGAACAAGAUCGCGUUCAUCCGGCAGCAUGGCAUCCGCGUUCGCAUCCACGGCCUCUUGGUGGACCGCUACGUCCAGACCUUCAAGGAGAAGAUGAGCUUCUUCAGCGACCCGGAACUGGUCUUUAAGGAGAUCGUGGAUGACCCGGACAAGUUCUACAUAUUCAAAUCCAUUCUUGCCAAGACCAACGUUAGCAAGUUUGAUCUCCCCAACCGUGACGCCUACCGUGACUUCUUCGGAAUCAACGCGAUAACCAACUUCAAACCUUUGUCGUCCCAGUGCUCCUACAUUGGAGGCUGCUUGCUGGAUAAGAUCGAGAAGGCCAUCACCAAUGAAUUGCCCGCCCUCUUGAGCAGCAUCAACUCGGGCAAACAGCCUGGUCUGUCUUCUUGCGAGGCCACUGGCUGCGGGGAGAAGCCUAAAAACCGUUACCGGAAGAACUGAGAUUAAGCACGACACUUUGAGCAGGAGGGAGGAAGGAAAGGAAGGCGACAGAGGAGGUGAAGAUAAAGACAGGGCUCUGAUGUAGGGCCAAUCCUGAUUCAGAAGACCUGCAAUAACAAGGAGACGAGGAAACGGAUAUUAGAGCUUUAUUUUCCUCAGGUGACCAUGGGAUGAUCCAUUUUGGGGACUGGGGGAUAAGACAGAUCGUGGGAGGGGAGGCUCAUUGUCUGAAGAAGGCAGCUUAAGGAUACAAGUGUUGAUGAGGUAAUAUACUGGACUGUCUGGAAAGUUUUGUUGCGGGGGCGGGGGGGAGCAUUGAUGUGCAAAAACGGGAGGAACAGCCAGUCCGAUAGCAGCCCACUUGUAUGUGAAUAAAACAGAAACUAGGAAGAGGUGUCAUCAGUUUGUGUUGUAAUAUCCUGAGGGGGGAAAACAGCUUUUACAGCAGGUCAAUUCCAAAAUGCUUCAGACUUUGAAGCAGUCUUUUUGUGGGUGCUAUACAAGCUUCGGUUUUGGAUAUAGUUUGAGAGAGACUAACAGUUAUUAUUAACCUUGCAUGACAUUAGAGGCCUUUCUUAACUUUUUGGUGCAUGUCCAAUAAACUCAGAGUAUUUCCGAACCUACCAGGCAACCAACGAGGCCAUUUUAUUUUCAUCUACGCCCGUUGGUCUCGCGUGUUGACAAUCCGUGAAAUGUGACGGAAGCAGAGCUCAAACGGUCAUCAGAGUCUUCAGAGUGGGGUUAUUGUUUUUUUCUUUUUUUUUUUUUUUUUAAACCUGGUCUUAUUGUCUUUUUAUUGCCUGUCCAGAUGAUCAGAUCCUAUAAUGUUAUGAAUGAUGUUAUCCUUCGAUUAGUAAGCUUCCCAGCUUUUUUUUCUACCUGAAUGACCACAAAGAACCACACCAAAAAGAUGUGGUUAGCUCUUUUUUUUUUCCAUGUGCCAAUCUAUUUAUUCGUUGUGUGUGUGUGUGUGUGCGUGCGUGUGUGCAGACCUUCCAAUGGUCAUUGUAUGUAGACUACCUGCUUCUGUGGGGGGGUCGGGGGGGGGGGAAGGAUAGAGAUGGAGAAAGCGGAUCACUCUGAAGUUGAUCCCUGAUCCCUGUCAACAGUUCGAGUCUGGCUAUGAGCUCUUAUACAAACCUACCUUGGCGAAUUUCCUAGAAGUGCUUGCCUACUUCCUUUCUUCAUGACUGUGUGAAGCAUUCAGGGAACACAGGGGGUUCCUCGGUUAGUGGUAGAAAUUGUUUAACGUGUGGCCGGUAAAGCAAAGUACACACACACACAGUGAUUUUUAACAUCUGAACAAAAUUUGAAAAUGUGGGCGAUCCCACAUAUGACAAGGAGAAAAUGGACAAGCGUGUGCUUACUGCACUUACAGUGUGUGUGCGUGGGUACUCAAGAUGACCAAGACACCACA